Messenger RNA from Oikopleura dioica, 3375 nucleotides. The record is from the annotation of a GenBank genome assembly. NCBI's taxonomy places the organism in Eukaryota, Metazoa, Chordata, Appendicularia, Copelata, Oikopleuridae.
AUGGGAGAGAUUAAUUUGCACAUUGUGGAGCUGAAGAAGAUCGAUAUAGUGCUCGAUUAUGAUCUCGAUUCAAGUAAAGAAUGGAAACUGUUGGAGGGAGACAAGUGUUCGAUGUGUGGCGAUUUGGUCGGUGAAAUCCAACAAAUGGCGAUUUGUUUCGAGCCAGGAGGAAAAGAGCCUUGCAAAAAAGUCCAUAGCCAGUUAAAAAUUGCUGCUUGCACGAUGCAAUGUCCUCUCCAUCUAUCAGACGCCUUCGAAGUUCCUGCUACGGACGGCAUUCCUGAUCUUAUGACCAAACAUGACAUUUUCUGGCAAACUCAAGUCGUAACAGCCGGUGAUUCUUUGCGACUUUUGUGCCAGAGUAGAACGAAAAAGAGCUUGAUGAAUGCGCCUCUCGGCUGGGAAUUUUCACCAAAUGAUGGGACGAAAGCGAUUUCCCUUACAAGAAUGAACGGUUUUUCGAAGGAUCCGUAUCUUGGCUUUAUUUUACCAGACAACUCGUUGUUCAUCGAGCGACUGAAUUAUACCCACUCUGGAAUUUACAAAUGCAAGUUGAAAUGGGAAACGGUUUCAAUGUAUCUUGUUGAAGUCAACGGUCAAAUGCUCAGAUCGAGUCUAGAUUUCUUGGAAAACGUCGCUUUCUGGUCAGGAGCCUUCUUCUCGUUUUUCAUGUUCUUCUUGAUGGCAAUACCUGUUCUCUCAAGGAAGAAAAUGGGAAGUCUGGAAAAAGUUUACGCGUUUGCGCUGAAGAAGGCAAACCAAAAAGCGUUUGACAAGGAAAUGAUGGAAACGGCAAGACGAGAAGGGAUGGUGCUGUUUCGAGCGGAAGAGGAGGAAGAUCCCUAUUUGAAAGAAUACAACAAAGAGUACGACGAUAUUCCGCAAGAAAAUACGAGUGAAGAGACCACUCAUUGCUUCUCAAAAGCGGAGGCUCUCAGAGAGUCCCGAAAAGGAAGAUGUUUUUGUUCCUCCGAUAGUAUUUCCUCGACGAGAAAUAUUGGAAGAGACAUUACAAUCGGUGUUUUAACCUCUGGUGGCGAUGCUCAGGGCAUGAACGCUGCCGUCCGCGCCGUCGUUCGAAUGGGAAUUCACUGCGGUUCGGAUGUCUACGUCAUUCAAGAAGGCUACCAAGGACUGAUUGAGGGCGGCGACAAAAUCCACCGAACAAAGUGGUUCGACGUCUCGGGCAUCAUCGAACUUGGCGGAACAGUGAUCGGCUCCGCCCGAUGCAUGGGAUUCAAAGAACGCGAGGGUCGAAGAACUGCGUGUUUGAACUUAAUCAAACGGUCGAUCACCCAUUUGUGCGUUAUCGGCGGCGACGGUUCCCUCACCGGCGCGAACAAACUGCGAGAGGAAUGGACUUCCCUCGUGGAAGAGCUCCACAGUUUGAACAAAAUCACAGUCGAGCAAAAAGCGACGUACAAGAAACUCCACAUUGUCGGCAUCGUCGGCUCGAUCGACAAUGAUUUCUGCGGCACCGACAUGACGAUUGGCGCUGACUCGGCUCUCCACAGAAUCGUCGAUUGUGUUGAUUCGAUUGCGACGACUGCGCAUUCUCAUCAGCGAACAUUUGUUUUGGAAGUGAUGGGAAGGAAUUGUGGAUACUUGGCGUUGUGUGCGGCGCUUUCUUGUUGCGCCGAUUGGGUUUUGAUCCCGGAGAGUCCGCCAGAAGAAGGAUGGGAGAACCAAAUGUGUGAGCGGUUGAAUCGAGCUAGAGAGUACGGCAGUCGAUUGAACAUUAUUAUCGUCGCAGAAGGUGCAAUCGACCGAAAUGGCAACGCGAUUUCAGCUGAUUAUGUGAAAAAGAUCUGUACGGAGCGUUUGAACCAAGACACACGAGUUACCGUCCUCGGCCACAUCCAGCGUGGAGGCCGACCAUCUGCCUUCGAUCGAAUUCUCGGAACGCGAAUGGGUUGCGAAGCCGUUCUCGCGCUCCUCGAUUCUACCGACGAAACAGAAGCGGCAGUCAUCGCGUUGAAAGGAAACCAAAUGGUGAGAAUUCCAAUGAUGGAGGCGGUCGCUGAAACGCAAGAAGUAGGAAAAGCGAUUGCGGCAAAGAACUUCGCCCGAGCUAUCGAGCUCCGUGGACGAACUUUCAACAGGAAUUUAAAAAUGUGGCGUGAGCUGGGAACACGUGAUCCUUCAAUUCCACUCGACAGUGUUGGAAAAAAGAGAAUCGGAAUUGUGAACAUUGGCGCGCCAGCUGGAGGCAUGAAUGCGGCGAUCCGAGCAGUCGUCCGAACUUGCAUCAAUCAGAACCAAACGCCAGUAGUGAUCAAGGACGGAAUCGGAGGUUUAUUGACGCCGAACAAUGUCCACGAGUACAAAUGGUGGGAUGUGCGAAACUUUACCGCUCAUGGAGGUACUAGUGUCGGAACGUCGAGAAAAGUUCCAUCGAAUUUCGGAACAGCGAAGAUCAUCGAAGCCAUCAAAGGGUACAAACUUGAUGGUCUCUUGAUCAUUGGCGGCUACGAAGCUUGCACAGCAGCGAGAGAACUGAUGGAAGGAAAGCUCUCCAUCCCAGUCGUCGUGAUUCCUGCGACGAUUUCAAACAACGUCCCUGGCACUGAAUUCUCAAUUGGUCCAGAUACAUCGCUCAAUGCUAUCAUCGACGCUUUGGAUAAAGUGAAAACGUCUGCGGCUGGAACACGACGACGAGUUUUCAUCGUUGAAACAAUGGGUGGCUUUUGUGGAUAUUUGGCGACUAUUGCUGGAAUCGCUGCUGGAGCGGACUCCGUUUACAUCAAUGAAAUUCCUCAAGAUAUUUCUGAAAUUUCUCAGAACGUACGAAGCCUGAUCGAAAAAAUGAAAGGGCCAAUCAAGCGCGGCAUCGUCAUUCGAAAUGAAAAUUCUUCAAAGCACUACAACACCGAAUUCUUGCACAAUCUCUACGCCGCUGAGGGAAAGGGCGUUUUCGACGUGAGAACGAUCACUCUUGGCCAUAUUCAGCAAGGAGGUGCGCCUUCUCCCUUCGACAGAUCUUAUGGAACUAAAUGUGGACAUAAUGGAGCGAAGAAAAUUAUUGAAAUCUUGGAAAAAGGCGGCAAGCCGGAAGGAAAAGCCUACCUUGUUGGCAUGAACCGUCGUCAUAUGGACUUUACUGAACUCUCCGAUCUAAAAUCUAUCUCCGACUCUCCAAAACGCCGCCAAAAAUCCGAGGAGCAGUGGUGGAUCAAUCUCGUUUCCAUGCAGCGAAUCAUGGCGCACUAUCACAACCUCGACUAUCAUACUGAAGUUAUCGACGCUCCAAGACGAAGCGAAAUGGGCAAGCCGCCGAUGACGAUGCCAAUUCGUCCUCCAAGCGCGUUGGACACCGCCGGUUCCUUCAACUUUGACCCUCGUUUGCUCGGAGACUCCGAUGAAGACUCUGAUUAA